GGUGAAUGUUUUGAUGCUUUCCCUCUCAUCCCAGCUGGCCCCUGCUCUGGAUGGAGCAUCAUCAGCAUCACAUGCUGCUCUACCUGCUCUCCUCCAACAUGGACCAGUGUUUGGGCCUGACGUCAGCCGUCACCGCCCUGCCCGCCCGCCCGCCCGCCUGCCUGCAGUAUCCCUGGCUACAAUUGAUGAUGGAGACGGGGAGCUGCGGCCUCGCCAUGAAGCCCAUCCGGAGGCGGAAAUAAAGGCGCAUCCGAACGACGAGCACCCCAGGAAGGCGGGGAGGACAAGGAGGGGGACAAGGCCACCGACCCCCACUUCUGUCCCGAGAAGCGAUGCCUCUCCGCGGCCACACGCCGGGGAGCAGCGGGCGGUGUCGCUCCGGUCUGGGGCUUCCCUAGUUUGGCAGGGCUGCUACGCGCGCUGAGGGGGAGAUUUGGGGUAAAUGUUUCCCAUUCGUGAUUAAAAACCACACAAUGGAUCCGCAGACGGAGGGAAUCGUCCACCUUUGGCAGGGUGGAGCUGCGCUUUAAUAAAUGAUGAGGCAUUCCGCUCGGCGCGCUCAGCCCUGAUUGAGGCUGCUUUAGAUGUUUGUGUCCGACUAGAAGUCCGGCAGUCCGCCCCGCCGCGCUGAUCCGGUGCCCGAACAAUGGCACAGGUGCUUCUCGGUGCGCCGCAGAUGCCGACGGCUGCUUUCUGGUGCGGGGGGAGCCCCGGCUUUUACGCCCAGUACCCCGAGAGUUGGCUGUUUACGCGAUCCGACGCGCCGCUGCUGCCGCUGCUGCAAGUGGGCUGAUUGGGCUCUCCGCCGUGUUUCUGCGCGAUCGGAUUCUCCACAACUGCGGGGCCUUUAUGCUGCUGUGAAAUGUGCCCGGGCCGUGCCCACCACCAGAACCCAGAGAUGGAGCUGUCACCGUGCGCCGUGAUGGAGAGGUGCUGCGGUCUGUAGUCGGGGGAAGCCUUUUUCUGCUCUAAGGCGCAGCAGCAGCACGGAGAGCCAUCAUGUCCAAAGUGGUCAGCAGCAAGGAGAAGAAAUCCUUCAGCAAGAAGCUGUUCCGGAGGAGCUCGGUGCGCUCCGUGGGGAGCUUCAUGAACAGAGUCCUCCGGACCCUGUCCACCCUCUCUCACUUCGGCACCGACGAGCAGGCCGCCGACGACGAGAAGGACGAGGCGGCGUUGAUACCGAGCACCACCGGGGGCUCCGUGCCGUCCGACGACAGCGACUGCGGGGGGUUCCCGUUCGGGGACAAGGUGCCGGGGGUCGCCGGGCUCAAGAACCACGGCAACACCUGCUUCAUGAACGCCAUCCUGCAGUGCCUGAGCAACACGGAGCUGUUCGCCGAGUACCUGGCCCUGGAGCAGUUCCGGGGCGCAGAGGCGAGCAGCGGCGACAAGGCGAAGUCCAACGGAGGGCCGGUGCAGAGGAAGGGGGGCCAGCUGCAGCCGGAGGCCGGCGUGGUGACGGAGCAGCUGUCCGGGCUGGUCCGGGCUCUCUGGACCUUCGAGUACACGCCUCAGCACAGCAGAGACUUCAAGAACGUGGUGUCCAAGAGCGCCCUCCAGUUCAGAGGAAACUCCCAACACGACGCCCAGGAGUUCCUCCUCUGGCUGCUCGACAGAGUUCACGAAGACCUCAACCAAAUCGUCCACCCUGACAGCCGACCCCCCAGGAAGCCUCCAGUAGAGGAAGAACCGGUUCCUGAAGGAUCUCCGCUACCAGCACCUGGCUCUUUUGUACAGGAGCUGUUUCAGGCCCAAUACAGGUCUUCUCUGACUUGUCCUCACUGCCAGAAACAGAGUAACACGUUUGAUCCUUUCCUCUGCAUCUCACUGCCAAUCCCAGUACCUCACACACGACCUCUGUAUGUGACGGUGGUGUACCAAGGGAAGUGUUCGCACUGUAUGAGAGUCGGCGUGGCCGUGCCUCUCUCGGGCACCGUGUCCAGACUGAGGCAGGCUGUGGCCCAGGAGACCAAAAUCCCCGCCCAACAGAUUGUCCUCACUGAAAUGUACUUCGAUGGCUUUCAUCGCUCCUUCUGCGACGACGACGAAGACCUUGAGAUCAUCCAGGAGAGCGACUCCAUCUUUGCAUUUGAGACGCCCGAGCUGUUCAGACCGGAGCAGAUCCGGUCCAAGCGAGGCGGGACCACAUCAGGGAGCCCACAUGCAAAUCUCAAUCAGAACAACCUGAAGUACGGCACAGAUAACAACCGGAUCUCCACGCAAAUACAAGAGCCCACAACACCGCCUCAGAGUCCCAAUAAGAACAGCGGGCAGGCCGAGAAGAUCGUGCUGUUGGUGUGCAACAGAGCCUGCGCCGGACAGCAGGGGCGCAGGUUUGGGAAUCCCUUUAUCCUCUAUUUGGAGCGAACGGUAACAUGGGACACGCUGCAGACUGAGAUUCUGGAGAAGAUGAGGCAUCUUCUGCGUCCUGGUGCCAUUGUGCAGGUGGGGCCCUUCACUUUGCGUGUGGUGGGAGUGGUGGGAAUCACAUACCUAUUGCCUCAAGAGGAGCAGCCGCUCUGCCAUCCCUCUGUGGAGAGGGCGUUCAAGUCCUGCGGCCCGGGCGGCCCGCCUCACGUCAAAAUCGUCGUUGAAUGGGACAAGGAGACAAAGGACUACCUGUUCAAGAGAACCGAGGACGAGUACAUCCCAGACGCCGAGAGCGUACGGCAGGUGAAGGAGCAGCACCUGCAGCCGCAGACCUGCACGCUGGCCCAGUGCUUACAGCUAUACACCAAAGAAGAGCAGCUUGCCCCCGACGACGCUUGGAGAUGUCCGCACUGCAAGCAGCUUCAGCAGGGCAGCAUCAAACUGAGCCUGUGGACACUGCCAGACAUCCUCAUACUUCACCUCAAGCGCUUCAGACAGGAUGGGGACCGGCGUGUGAAGAUGCAGAACAUGGUGAAGUUCCCGCUCACGGGCAUGGACAUGGCGCCGCACAUGGUGAAGAGGAGCCAGAGCAGCUGGAGCCUCCCCUCCCACUGGUCACCGUGGAGGAGGCCCUACGGCAUGGGCCGGGACCCCGAGGACUACCUGUACGACCUGUACGCAGUGUGCAACCAUCACGGGACCAUGCAGGGGGGGCAUUACACAGCUUACUGUAAGAACUCCAUUGAUGGGCAGUGGUAUUGCUUCGACGAUAGUGAUGUUCAUCCCAUAUCUGACGGAGAGGUCUGCAAGCAGACCGGCUACAUCCUGUUUUAUCAAAGGCGAGCAACGAUCCCGUCCUGGUCUGCCAACAGUUCUGUCGGAGGUUCCACCAGUUCCUCUCUGUGUGAGCACUGGAUAAGUCGCUUAAUGGGAAGCCGUCCUCCCAGCCAGGCCUCGUCUGGUUCCUCCAGACGCACCUCUCUGGCGUCUCUCUCCGAGUCCGCUGAGUUCGCCGGUGAACGGAGCGAGGACGAUGGCCUGUCGACGCGCCCAGCAGUCCGAGGCAUGCAGAGGCAAACGUUUUCUUCCAGAUCGUCUAUUGCCAGCCCGCUUGUUCUGAGCGAAAAUGGCACGAAACCACCCUGGUCUCACUCAGCUAAGCUGCAGUUGCGUUCCAACUCUCCGUCACGCUUCUCCCUAGAGUCCCACUCCUCACCGACGCUGGAGAGGAUAGGAGAGGUGGUUGACAUCCAGCCGACAGCCCCGUCUUUUCCUGGCUCACCCAAGCCAGAUAAAACGUCCGGGGCGAAGUCGGCGCUCGCUGCUUUGGACACUAAUGUGGGAACUAAGAGGCUAAUAGAGCAGGGGCGCUUCAAGUCCGUGGUGCAGACUGAACAGAGGAGCUCCAACCCGACGGGGGAAAACAACAACGCUGAGCAGAUUAGUCCUCGACAUGGAAUAGCCCCAAAGGAGGCGAAGCAAAGAAAUGGGAGUGCGGAGAGUGGAGGCGCCAAGAGGACCUCAGGAAAGACGGGGUUAGAAGCUGAGAGAAGUCCCAGGAAACGGGCCCCCACUUCCUCCACGUCCUCCAGCUCCCUUUCCCCGGCGUCUCCAGCCAUCGACAAGUCGCCGUCUCGAACGCAGUCCAAGAGCGCGGCGUCUGCAUCGAACCCCAAGGACAAAAGCGCUGGACCCUCUAAAACGAGCAAGGGAGGUUCCUCAAGAACGGCGACCCCUUCCAAGAAAGCGUCCUCCCAAAACGCAGAGGCACCGCACCCCGACGCGCAGCAGAGGAGGAGCGCUUCUCCCGGGUUGCAGAGCUCACAACCGCAGAAGAGGACAUCGAAAAGGGAGGGCAGUGAGAAAAGCUCCGCUGGAGAAAGGACUAGAGCGGCGGACAGGAGCACCAGUCGGGAAUCUUCGCGGGCGAGCGCGGUGGCGGAGAGGAAAGUCAGCCAUGGGGGUCCCUCCUCCAGGCUGAGCGCUGCGAGUAGAGCCGAGGGCAGGUCCGGUAGAGCCGCGGAGGACAGGGCGGCAGGCCGGAGCUCCAGCAGUAGCUCCUCCAUUACCAGUCUCCGGUCCUCAAGUGUAGGGGUUUCCUCUGGCAGUUCGGCUCCGUCGUCACGGGGGCCACGAGGGACCAGCAAGACGGAAGACAAAGGUCUGUCCUUCUUCAAAACCGCUCUGAGGCCCAAGGAGAACCGCAAACCAGGCGAGAGCGGGAAAUCUGGGGCGGGAGAGGCCAAAGCAAUCCCCGAAGAAAGCGCCGGGGAGGCAACGCAGCGCGCGGCCAGCAAAAAAGUUCAGAACGCGGGUCCAGAACUGCACAGUACAGCCAAAGAUAAGGAAUCCUCUAAAGUAUCCGGCGCAGCUAAAAACUCCCUGCUGCCCUCCACCAGGUCCAAGCUCCCUGAAGCACAACCGCAGCCUUCGGCCGUCGCGAAGGACCCUUCGAAGAAAGAGCCGGCUAAAAAGACACUGCAGUCCAGGAAGAUCCCCAUCAAUUCCUCACAAACUAGCCAGAGAUCCAAGUGAUGUUACUUCGAGGCUCCGGUACGAAUCUUUCUCGUGCAGCUCUGAGGUGUUUCUCCUUUUUAUCCAUCCGACAGACUCUUUUAAAAACACCACUGAAUACCAGCUGCCACAGAGGAUGCUUACCUAAAAAAACGGAUUUUAAACAAAGCACUUUGUAUGGAUUGCAUUGAUUUGAAAGAAUAUUAUACUGUAUUGUAAAUACGCAUGGACAUGUACGGAAAUUAUUGCCUUGUUCUGUCUGUAGCACUGUCUCAGUCGGAGCCGGAAGUAAAAAAAAAAAAA
Messenger RNA from Fundulus heteroclitus (mummichog), 5187 nucleotides. Its product is annotated as ubiquitin carboxyl-terminal hydrolase 31. Gene Ontology annotation, molecular function: cysteine-type deubiquitinase activity. The coding region runs from base 1000 to 4905 and encodes 1301 amino acids. The transcript is spliced from 16 exons. The record is from RefSeq and is a predicted model, not a curated record. Gene Ontology annotation, biological process: protein deubiquitination. NCBI's taxonomy places the organism in Eukaryota, Metazoa, Chordata, Actinopteri, Cyprinodontiformes, Fundulidae.